Cyclocybe aegerita is the source of this 1719-nucleotide messenger RNA. Lineage: Eukaryota; Fungi; Basidiomycota; Agaricomycetes; Agaricales; Hemipholiotaceae. The record is from the annotation of a GenBank genome assembly.
AUGUCUUUUAUUCCGCGUGUAAUAGCGCGCACAUCAGGUCCAAGCCUACGAAACCUCUGUAUAUCACGACCUCGCGUUCUAGAAGCUAGGCAUUUCCCUCGACCAUGUCGACGACACCCGUAUUCGACCUCAAUUCCUCCGAUUUCCUCUGUCCAUAUCAGCCAACUCGUGCUUGUCUCUCUGGCAAGCUCUCUCCUCGGGUUUGGAUUGGCAAAGGCCUCAUUCUCCCCGUUCAACGCAACAACACACGCAGAUCCUUUCUCGACGCAAGAUGAACGGCCGAAAUUUGGAACCCCAGGAGACUUCACAGCGGCCAUUCUCGAGCUCCGAAGUUAUUUCAACGUACGAGACGGCGUAUCAGUGGACCCACACGACCUCCAUAGCCAUGGGUUCUCUCCAAACUCCCACCAUCCGGGGGUGGCCCAUAGCGUCGUGGUUUACCCUGACUCGACGGAAGACGUUGUCGAGAUCGUGAAGAUCGCGACGAAGCAUCGGAUGCCAAUCAUCCCGUAUUCAGGCGCUACGAGUUUAGAAGGGCAUUAUCGUGGUCAUCCAGAAGGUGGCAUCUGCGUCGACAUGACGAAUAUGGACUGUAUAAUUGCUAUCCAUGAGGCCGACUCUGACCUCGUUUGCCAACCUGGAGCAAGGUGGAUGGAGAUCAACGAGACGCUCAAAGAGAAAGGCGUUCCACUUUUCUUCCCGAUUGAUCCAGCCCCAGGAGCAACUAUCGGUGGGAUGCUCAGCACAGGGUGCUCAGGAACCAACGCUGUACGAUAUGGCACAGCAAAAGGAGAAUGGUUUCUGAACGCCAUUGUGGUGCUGCCUUCGGGAGAAGUGAUCAAGACACGCCAGCGAUCUCGUAAAUCCUCAGCAGGGUGGGACACGACGAAGUUGUUCAUCGGUGCAGAAGGGACGUUGGGUAUCGUCACGGAAGUGACGAUCCGACUGGCUCCGGUCCUACCGACGACAGUGGGUGUCGUCCAAUUCCCUAACGUGCAGAAGGCGACUGAGGCAGUUGCCGAGAUCAUGAACACAGGCGUUGGUAUCCAAUGCAUCGAGCUUGUUGACGAUAUCUUCGUCUCUGCGGUCAACAAAUACGGCAUGUCCAAGCGCCGAUAUCCCGUACAAGACAGCCUCUUCAUCAAAUUUCAAGGACCCACCUCGCGCUCGCUCGCCGAGUCUGCCUCCAUUGCACGCAGCAUCGCCGCCAAGCACGGCGGAACCAACUUCUCUCUCGCCCGCUCCGAUGAGGAAGCCACAGAACUCUGGGCAGACAGGAAGAACGCGCACUACUCGGGCCUGGCACUGAUCGAUGGGGCGAAGGGAUGGCCGACCGACGUCUGUGUGCCUGUGUCAAAGCUGCCGGAGCUGGUGUUGGAGACGAAGGAGGAUAUUAGAAAGGCUGGGCUUGUCUCGACGAUCGUGGGGCACGUAGGGGAUGGAAACUUUCAUUCGCUGAUACUCUUCCGGAAUGAGGAGGAAGAGAAGGUGGCAAGAGAGUUGGUGCACCGGAUGGUAAAGAGGGCGAUCGCGAUGGAAGGAACAUGCACUGGAGAGCAUGGAGUGGGUAUCGGAAAACGGGAAUAUCUUGUCGAUGAACUCGGAGAGGGUACCGUGGCGUUGAUGAAAAAGAUCAAGAGGACUAUCGAUCCCCUAGGGUUGUUCAACCCUGGAAAGCUAUAUCCCGACGAGGUUAAGAAGGAGGAAAGAAUGCAUUAG